CAGGAAGUGGAGGACGAGCCGCCAGCAGAGAAUAUUAGAGCUUUACCAAUCUUAAAUACUUGGUAGCGUUGCAUUAUUUUUGGAUGAGCAGCUGUAAGCCGGCUGGACCUUUUGGUUUCAGAAGCUGUGGGAGCUGCAUGGGAGAUGUUUAAAUACUCAGCCUAGCUGACAGUAAGAGAAGCGGUGUCAAAAGCCAGUGUGAGAAACCGGAGGAGACACGGUUUCACUGCUCACGGUGACGUUUCUGCAUCUCGUUUUUUUUAAUCCGCAGCUGGGCUUCGUUUAGCUCGGAGGGAUUAACAGCUCCUGCUCUGUCAAGUCGGCGAAAACUAGACUACGACUGGAAGUUAAUACAGUUUGAAUUCAGAGCAAUCGUUUUAAAAAAAACGUAUUCUUUAAUCGUAUUGGACAAAAAUUUCUCUUCAAAAUAGAAGAGGCAAUAUAGGACAAUGGUCCACUGAACCGUCCUCUUUAUUAUGUAUACGUCCAUUGCACGUGUCUGCUGUUCUGUUUGCGUUAUUUGAUUGCUUUACCGGGACGUAUAAUUUGAAAAACCACACACCGGAAGCAGUGUUCGUCGUGAGUGUGUGUAACCUGACUGAGGUCGCGGUUCUCGGAUCUCCUGUCGAUCCUGUACGUCGGGUUUUCCUGCUUCAUAACAACGUUGAUUAUGGAGCUCGCGCGGUGUCUCGGCAGCACGCGUGCCGCGUCUUUCCGUCUCAGAGCCCCGUCUGCACGCGCCGGAUCCAGCAGGUAGCUGGGCAGGUGGGUCAGCGGCAUGCCGUCCGAUGUGGAGUACAGCCCCGUAGGUGAGGGGCUGGGGAUGCGUGACUUCUGGCUGUACGUGUGGCUGCGGAGGGCGGCGGUGAUAGCGGCUCAUGUCACCGGCCUGGGCCUGACCCUCAUCAUCUCCCUGCUGUCCAGACCUGGAACCAGUCUGUUUUCUUGGCAUCCAGUGUGUAUGUCUGUUGCAUACUGCCUGUGUAUGACCGAAGGCAUCCUCCUCUUCUCAGUGGAGGGAUCUCCCUUCUGCUUCAAAUCUCGUAAAGGUAAAGUCCGUCUCCACUGGUUCUGUCAAGCUCUGGUCCUGAUAGCUUCGGCCACCGGGCUGGGCUUCAUGGUGGCCAGCAAGAACGUCUCAGAGCGCCCCCACCUGGUCAGCUGGCACAGCCUGCUGGGCGUCUGCACCCUGGCUGCCACCGUGCUCCAAGCGGCCUGCGGUAUCUGCGUGAUCUUCCCCAAGCUGCUCCGCCUCUCCUCCUCUCUGCCCAAGCUGAAGCUGUACCACGCCACCUGUGGCCUGGUGGUCUACCUGCUGGCCACAGUGACCGUGGUGCUGGCCAUGUUCUCAGACUGGUUCCAGGCCACGGUGAAAGGGGUGGCCUGGUGGGCCUUCCUCCUGCUGCCCCUCUUCCCUGCCCUGGUAGUGAUGAACCAGCUCACUAAUGCCUACCUGCCCCGCAAGAAGAUCACCAGCUAGGAAGCACAGAGGACGAGGAGACAGACUCGCUUUAUUCAGUCAGUGGCCAUGUUGGAUUUUACAUUGUGGUGGAAGCACGAGUCCUCAGCCAAAGCAGCUUUUGAAAAUUAUAUAGCUAAAGCAAAAGGCUUCAUGCACUGUUCGUCCCACAGAUCAGAGAGGACAGAAACAUUAAACCACAGAUUUCUGAAGGGAGGUUUUGCACAUUAGCUUUUUAGUCAGUCACUGGAGCCAGAGUGUGAGCGAAGCCUCACACACCACAUUCAGAUUAUUGAUUUGAGCACACACACAUUAUUCAUCUUCUCCGCUCAGGUGAACGUGUGAGGUUUAUGAAUAUAGAUUUUCUGAAAUCUUACCCCUGAUACCUCCUGGACUCCUGCACUGCAGCUUCAGACACUUCAGAGUCCUGCUAAAACACUGCACAACGUGUGUGUGUGUGUGUGAUGUAAACACACAUGAAGCCCAGGGCACAACAGAAGAUGAUUAUCCUGACGAAUCCACCCUGGAGCUGGAGCUGGUGGACACCUCUGGUCUGCUACUGCUGAACUAGCAUUGCCUCUAGAGCAACAGUCUCUAAACUGGUCUCUGAAGGAAGCUUCAGCCAUGAAGGUGCAGUGGAUGAUUCUACACCAGCCUCUAAAUUCUAUUUAUUUAUUCAGUGAGGAUGUUUUUCCACUUGAGUCAGUUUUGGCUGCUACGAGAAGCAUUUUAGCAUUAAAUCGAUACCAGUAUCAAUAUCCAUCAAUCUGCAGCUUUUCUAAGCCUCUUUUAGCUCAUUGUUUUGGUUUUAUGACGUUUGCUGUUCGAUUUAGUCUCAUUUCUCCCACUACACCACUUGCUCAGCACCACCCAGCAGACAGACAGACAGACAGACAGACAGACAGCUGCCACUAGCUGGUGACAGAAAACUGAACAUUCAGCAGCUGGAGACAGAUGUUUUCCUCAGGAGAACAAAAAGAAGCUAAAAGAAGAUUGAAUAUUGGAUUUAUAAUCAAGUUGACAUUAACAGAUCCAAACGAACACUAGCAUUGCUCUGUGCCUGCUGAGUGUGUGUAAGUAUGAAUGGAAGCUGGAAUAGUUUUAUUAGGCGAUGAAAGUUUUUGAUUUUUUAAAAUAAAUCUGUUAAAAUUGAUCAGUUUAAAACGUCAGUUUUAUCCAUUUCAAAUUAAAUCUGCAACAGAGUGUGAACUGUGAAAAACUACACAAGCUACAGUCACUUCUGUCAGCAUGUACCUGUGACUGUGUCUUUUAAGUGGUACCAUCAAUUCAAAUAUUCAUUUCCACCUGUGUCCACACAUUCAAACCAUCACACUGAGAUAACCCUAACCCAAACAGUUUGCUCCUCAGAGAAGCAGCUGCAGAUUUUCUGCUUUCAGGUCAGAAGAAUCAGGACAACACUUAGUGGGACAGAUAAAUGUGGACUUUUUUUUCCCAUGGUGUUAGAGAACGUGGUGGACAAAGACCUAUUGGAUGUCCUGGUCCUGCAGGCAGAGUGAGCAGGCUGGGGGAACUAAAUGUGUCUGUAAUUCAAUAAACAGUGAAAGAUGAUUCAACGCACUUUAUCUAUGAGAGUGAAUUUAAUGAUGGGAAACUGUAAUAACACUAAGCAAUAAAGCACAUUCAGACUUCAGCUCCAAACGAAAUAUGUAUUUAUGCUGAAGUGAAAUUAAAAUGUGGUUAAAUAAAAUGAACACACUUCAGCUUAAUACUCAGGAUUUUAUUCAUUCGAGUCU
Molecule: messenger RNA, 3213 nt
Organism: Toxotes jaculatrix (banded archerfish)
Lineage: Eukaryota; Metazoa; Chordata; Actinopteri; Toxotidae
Gene: cyb561d1
Product: cytochrome b561 domain-containing protein 1
Exons: 3
Coding region: 779-1480 (233 amino acids)
Molecular function (GO): transmembrane monodehydroascorbate reductase activity
Source: RefSeq, a predicted model, not a curated record